This is a messenger RNA of Aaosphaeria arxii CBS 175.79, 1266 nucleotides long. RefSeq lists its product as uncharacterized. Lineage: Eukaryota; Fungi; Ascomycota; Dothideomycetes; Pleosporales. The transcript has 8 exons. The coding region runs from base 1 to 1266 and encodes 421 amino acids. The record is from RefSeq and is a predicted model, not a curated record.
AUGGCGAGACCAUCGGCUAGAACUACUGCAGCUUCGGGCGCAAGGAGUACAUCCAAGCGUCCGGCACCUGAAAAGGCCACCCCUACUCGCCAAUCGAAGAGAAGUAGGACCACUCCUGCGAAGCACACGUAUGCUGAGCCAGAUUCCAAUGAAGACGAAAAUGACAAGUCUACUUCUUCCGAUGAGGGAAAUGAAGACGAUAGUGGUUCUGACUUCUCGGAUGGCGAUGCCGAGGACCCCACGCCUGAGUCACCAUCUGAGGUCACAGAUAGCGACGAUAAUGUUACAACACCGCAAACAUCUGGCCGGGGACAACGUGCAAAGCAUGCAAAGCAGAUUUCUCUUCCCGUACACAAGAAGAAAUCUAAAGAGAAAGAGCUGUGGGAGCCAGGGUCUAGACUCGAAGUCGGAACACAAGUCAUCAUCAAGAAGCCAAAAGCAAGGGAAGCAGGAGAUACACCAUACACAGAUCAUUCGAUUCAUCCAAACACGAUGCUCUUCCUGCGGGAUAUUGCCGCCAACAACGAUCGACAGUGGCUCAAAUUGCAUGAUCCCGAUUAUCGAAUGGCCCUCCAAGAUUUCAACAGCUUUCUUGAGAAGCUCACCGAUCAAAUCACUUCUAUAGACGAGACUAUUCCAGAGUUACCAGUCAAAGACAUUAUCUUCCGUAUCUAUCGGGAUGUUCGAUUUUCAAAAGAUCAGACUCCAUACAAGACGCAUUUCUCUGCUGCUUGGUCACGAACAGGCCGUAAGGGGCCUUAUGCUGCCUACUAUGUACAGGUGAAACCUGGUGGUGGGAGUUUUGUUGGAGGGGGGCUAUGGCAACCCGAAGCCAAUGCGCUGAGUCUCAUUCGGCGUGACAUCGAUCGAAAGCCUCACAAGAUCAAACGUGUUUUGAAUAACCCGGGGGUUCGAAAGGCAUUCUUCGGCGGUAUCGGGGAUGGCGAGAAGAAAGCUGUGGAGGCAUUUGUCAACCAAAGCUCGAAUAAGGAAACUGCGCUCAAGAACCACCCUAAAGGAUACGAAAAAGACCACAAGGACAUCGAACUCCUUCGUCUCCGAAGUUUCACACUUGGCACCCGAUUGCCUGACCAUGAGAUCGUAGGCGCGAAGGGCCUGGACCGCAUUGUUCAGCUGGUCGGCGAUAUGGUACCCUUUAUCACCUAUCUCAACAGCGUCGUCAUGCCUGACGAGGAGACUGACGAUUCAGACGACUCCAAUGGCGAGGAGGAUGAAGAGGAUGAGGAUGUGGAAGCAGAUGAUUAG